Molecule: messenger RNA, 2845 nt
Organism: Ziziphus jujuba (common jujube)
Lineage: Eukaryota; Viridiplantae; Streptophyta; Magnoliopsida; Rosales; Rhamnaceae
Product: monodehydroascorbate reductase, seedling isozyme
Exons: 3
Coding region: 974-2707 (577 amino acids)
Cellular component (GO): cytoplasm
Molecular function (GO): flavin adenine dinucleotide binding; oxidoreductase activity, acting on NAD(P)H
Source: RefSeq, a predicted model, not a curated record
UCCUAUAUUCCAUCCCAUCUGCAUUCAUGCUGAAAGACUGCCAAGGUAUUGGAUUCGAACCAAUAAUCUAGAGAAAAAUAUUUGUACCAGUAAUUAUACAACAAAAGUGAUCAACUAAGUAGGAAAAUAUUGUUUUAAGUUGUAAAAAAUUUACAAUUUGAUCAUGUUGUUUCUAAUUUAUAUUUUCUUCUCGUGUAUUAUUUUUACUUUAGUAUUCUUUUUGCUAGAAUCUGUACGGCAAUUUUUACCAAGGUUGAGAUUUUUUAUAACUUGAAUUUCCCAAAACCGUGGAAUACAAUUUGAGUUAAAUUCUGUUUAACAGAAAAUAUAUAUAUAUAUACACACACACAUAUAUAUAAGAACAUUUGUCAAUUAUAUGCAGAAAAAAGAAAGAACAGAUGAGAUAUAAUAGUUGCAGUAAACUUCUAUGGUUGUAGCAUUAUUGCCUUUAAGCCUAAUGGCCCUGGACUUAACCUAGGUACUAGUAACUUGUAAGUUUCAAGGGGUUACUUGGAUUCUGGUUGGUAUGAGCCAAGAACAUAAGAAAAUAUUAGUACUGAGAAGAAAACCACCUGCUCAAGAAAAUCUUAUGGUGGAGUACUCCAGCUGCUAAUUGAUUUUUGUUCUUUCCCCCUUGUUUAAGGAAAGUCUUGGACAAAGACAUCCCUUCCUUGGUUUUGUAAUCUCGUACUUUACUUCCCCAAGAGUAUGAUUCCUCUUGUUUCUAUAAUUCCCAGCUUUCUGAUUCUAUUCUUUUUAUACAGAGGAGAAAAGCUUUUAGCGUUAUCUUUCACAUUGGUUCUCACUUUCUCUUCUAACAUAAGGGUUUGGCAUUUUGAAAAAAACCAUUUUGCUGCUUGUUCAGUAUUUAGUGUAGGGCAAUUAAGAAGUUUUGCUUGGCAAGAUCUUCCAGGCACCUAAUUCCUGAUCAAAGCAAGAAAUACGAGAUAAAAAACAACGCAUCUGAUCAAAAAUGGACUUAAGGAACUUUCUUUCGGAGCUUGUUGCUAAAAUAAUAGACAUAAUAUCGACCCUGAUUGCCAGAUAUUCAAAGUAUGACAAAAAAACUGAAGAGAAUAUGAAAAUUCUCAAGGGAAUUUUGGGAGAGCUAAAUAACCGAAAGGAAGAAAUAGAUCAGAAAAUUUAUGCUGAGCAUCUUUCAGGAACACAAGAAAAAGAGGAAGUCAGAAACUGGUUAAACAAUGUUCAAUCAAUCAACAGUGACAUACGAAGUAUUGAGGAAGAACUUGGAAGAAAGAAAUAUCUUUCAUGUGAAGCGGUUGGAAAACUUGUGGAUGAAAAGAUUAUACAAGCUCAGGAACUCCUCGAGAAAGGUAGCUCCCACACUAGAAUUUUCGAUAAAAAACAUUUCAAGUACGUCAUCCUUGGUGGUGGUGUUGCAGCUGGAUAUGCUGCAAGGGAGUUUAAUAGACAAGGGCUCCUGCCAGGGGAGCUAGCAAUUAUUUCUAAAGAAGCUGUAGCACCUUAUGAGCGUCCUGCACUUAGUAAGGCAUAUCUAUUCCCAAAUGAACCUGCAAGACUUCCAGGUUUCCAUGUCUGUGUUGGAAGUGGAGGAGAGAGACUGCUUCCGGAGUGGUACAAGGAAAAAGGGAUUGAAUUGAUCCUUGGAACAGAAAUAGUAAAAGCAGAUCUUGCUUCAAAGACUCUCACUAGUGCAUCUGGAAAAAUCUAUACGUACCAAUUUUUGAUCAUUGCAACUGGUUCCACAGCAGUUAAGUUGACAGAUUUUGGUGUACAAGGAGCGGAUGCCAAAAAUAUCUUUUACUUGAGAGAAAUAAGUGAUGCUGAUAAGCUUGUAGAAACAAUUAAAACAAAGCAGAAAGGAAAGGCAGUAGUGAUUGGAGGUGGAUACAUCGGUCUUGAAGUUGGAGCAGCUAUGAGAAUCAACGAGUUCGAUGUUAGCAUGGUAUACCCUGAACCAUGGUGCAUGGCUCGGCUUUUCACUCCGGCCAUUGCUUCUUUCUAUGAGGGCUACUAUGCUAACAAAGGAGUUAAAAUUAUCAAAGGUACAGUUGCAGUUGGAUUUGAGGCUGACUCUAAUGGACAAGUAAAGACGGUGAAACUGAAGAAUGGUGAGGUGCUACAAGCCGACAUUGUUGUUGUAGGUGUUGGGGGAAGUCCGGUAACUGCAUUAUUCAAAGGACAGGUUGAGGAAGAAAAAGGUGGUAUCAAAACUGAUGGUUUCUUCAGAACAAGCGUCCAAGAAGUGUAUGCUGUUGGAGAUGUAGCUACUUUCCCUAUGAAAUUGUACAGUGACAUGAGAAGAGUUGAACAUGUUGAUCAUGCUCGUAAAUCAGCACAGCAAGCUGUGAAGGCUAUCAAGGCAAGUGAAGGUGGUAAAUCCAUUCAGGAGUAUGACUACCUUCCUUUCUUCUAUUCGCGUUUCUUUGAUCUUUCAUGGGUUUUUUAUGGAGACAAUGUUGGAGAACCAGUGUUAUUUCAGGAUAUUCAAGAUAAUUCCACCACCAGGCCAUCAUCUACAAAGCCCAAGUUUGGAACUUAUUGGAUCCACAAUGGAAAGGUGGUUGGAGCUUUCUUGGAAGGAGGAACUGCUGAAGAAAACAAAGGAAUUGCCAAAAUUGCUAGGCUCCAACCUGAGGCUAAGAAAGAUCAACUUGAGAAAAUUGGGAUGCUAAUUGCUGGUUUGUAUGGCUCAGAUAGGCCUCUAUCUUGCAGUAUAAUUUGAGAGUAGUAGUAAUUAAUGUUUAUUCUACUUUUCAGAAUUGCUGAUUACUCUCCAAUAUAUUUAUGAACGUAUAUUGUACCUAUAAAGUCUGUACUCGUAUGCUAAAAUGUCCAAUAAAAUACAAUUGUUUUAUUUUAA